GGAAGAGGGUGCAAGUGCUCCUGGAUGAGGACUCUGCACACUCGGCAGCAUUACCCCUCCGCCUCCUCGUCCAUCCUCUGUGUUCGUACAAUGACUGUGGGCAACAUGGAAAGUGCUGCAGUGUUUGAUGCAGGGAAGAAGGGUCGAGGCCUGAGGGCCACCAAGGAGCUCAGCGCCGGGGAGGUGGUCUUCGCCGAGCCCAGUUUCGCCGCCGUGGUCUUCGACAGUUUCUCCUCUCAGGUUUGCCACAGCUGUUUCCGUCGCCAGGCCAACCUGCACCGCUGCGGUCAGUGUAGGUUUGCCCACUACUGUGACCGCACCUGCCAGACGGCAUGCUGGGACGAGCACAAGAAGGAGUGUGGAGCCAUCAGGAAGAUCGGCAAGGCGCCCGGCGAGAACGUCCGUCUGGCGGCUCGUGUGCUGUGGCGCAUGCACAAGAGCACGGGUGUGGCGUCCGACAGUCAGCUGAUCCCCGUGGAGCAGCUGGAGGAGCACGUGGCCGACCUGCCCGAAGACGAGCACAAGAAGCUCGAGGUCGACGUGAACACCUUCCUGGAGUACUGGUCCUCUGGCAGGAAGAAGCACUCGGCCGACUUUGUCUCGCACAUCUUUGGCAUCAUCAAGUGUAAUGGAUUCACCCUGAGUGAUCAGAGAGGCCUGCAGGCCGUCGGUGUGGGCCUCUUCCCAAACCUGUGUCUGGUGAACCAUGACUGCUGGCCCAACUGCACCGUCGUCCUCAACCACGGCAACCAAUCAGCUGUGAGUUCUGCUCUUCACUCUCAGAGGAGAAUUGAGCUGCGAGCUCUGGAGAGAGUUCCCGAGGGCGCGGAGCUGACCGUCAGCUACGUGGACUUCCUCAACGUGUCCGUCGACCGCCAGAAGAAACUCAAGGAGCAUUUCCACUUCGAGUGCACCUGCGAUCACUGCAGCCAGCAUGCCAAGGACGACCUGAUGAUGGCCGCCGCCGAGAGCGAGGGCAAUACACCCUCAUCUGACAAGGUGAAGGAGGUGACGGCCUUCAGUAAGGAGAGUCUGGAGAAGAUCGAGACGUCCCGUGUUCAGGGGGAUUACCAUGAGGUGGUGAAGUUGUGUCACGAGUGUCUGGGGCGGCAGGAGAACGUCCUGGCUGACACUCACAUCUACAAGCUGCGUGUGCUCAGCGUGGCCAGUGAGGUGCUUUCGUUCCUGCGCUCUUUCUCCGAGGCUGCGGGCUACGCCCACAAGAUGGUGGAGGGAUACACGAAGUUGUAUCACCCCAACAACGCCCAGUUGGGCAUGGCCAUGAUGCGGGCGGGCGUCACCCACUGGCACGCCGGGCAGAUAGAGGUGGGCCACAGCUUGAUCUGCAAGGCCUACGGCAUCCUCAUUGUCACCCACGGAUCCAACCACGCCAUCACCAGGGACCUGGAGUCCAUGCGCACGCAGACGGAGAUGGAGCUGAAGCUGUUCAAGGAGGAUGAGAAGGUGUACCACGCCAUGAGGGACGCCGCCCUGAUGAAGCAGCCCGUGACCGGCAUCUCCUCUGCUGACGAGAAGAUCCAAGAUGUCUCUCGCAAGCAAUAGAAGCCUUCACGAUCAGAUCAAUAAACCCCCUGUGAUGCACCAUGUACAGUUGAUUCACUGCAUGAAGCUCCGCCCCCGGGCUGUUCUGUAUGGACAGAUUGUGCAAUAAACUUGGACGUACAA
Scophthalmus maximus (turbot) is the source of this 1686-nucleotide messenger RNA. RefSeq names its product SET and MYND domain containing 1a (gene smyd1a). The transcript has 10 exons. The record is from RefSeq and is a predicted model, not a curated record. Gene Ontology annotation, molecular function: protein binding. Gene Ontology annotation, cellular component: nucleus. Bases 25 to 1563 code for a protein of 512 amino acids. NCBI's taxonomy places the organism in Eukaryota, Metazoa, Chordata, Actinopteri, Pleuronectiformes, Scophthalmidae.